Molecule: messenger RNA, 1765 nt
Organism: Delphinapterus leucas (beluga whale)
Lineage: Eukaryota; Metazoa; Chordata; Mammalia; Artiodactyla; Monodontidae
Gene: DDOST
Product: dolichyl-diphosphooligosaccharide--protein glycosyltransferase non-catalytic subunit
Cellular component (GO): oligosaccharyltransferase complex; endoplasmic reticulum membrane
Source: RefSeq, a predicted model, not a curated record
CGGCCGCGCUCCCCGCCCCUCACCAUCCGAGCAGCGGCUCCGAACGCCCAGCCCCGACGUACUCGGAUCACUUCCGGGUUGUACUCCACGACCGCGGGCCGCGAUUGGGCGACUGUGGAAGGAGCACUUCCGGUGUCCAGGUGCUUGGGUUCUUUGGCAGGAGCGGGAAGAUGGGGCUCGGCGCCGCGGUCCGUGCUUGGUCCAUCUUGUGGCUGCUGCUGCCCUUGCUUGGCCUGGUCGGCGCCAGCGGUCCCCGCACCUUGGUGCUGCUGGACAACCUCAACCUGCGGGAGACGCAUUCGCUUUUCUUCCGGAGCCUGAAGGAUCGGGGCUUUGUACUCACAUUCAAGACCGCAGAUGACCCCAGCCUGUCCCUCAUUAAGUACGGGGAGUUCCUCUAUGACAAUCUCAUCAUCUUCUCCCCUUCGGUAGAAGAUUUCGGGGGAAAUAUCAACGUGGAGACCAUCAGUACCUUUAUCGACGGUGGAGGCCGUGUCCUGGUAGCUGCCAGCUCAGACAUUGGUGACCCUCUUCGAGAGCUGGGCAGUGAGUGUGGGAUCGAAUUUGACGAGGAGAAAACAGCUGUCAUCGACCAUCACAACUAUGACAUCUCAGACCUUGGCCAGCAUACGCUCGUCGUGGCCGACACGGAGAACCUGCUCAAGGCCCCGACCAUCGUGGGGAAGUCGUCUCUGAAUCCUGUCCUCUUUCGAGGUGUCGGGAUGGUGGCCGACCCCGACAAUCCUCUGGUGUUGGACAUCCUGACAGGCGCUUCCACCUCCUACUCCUUCUUCCCCGAUAAACCCAUCACCCAGUACCCCCACGCCGUGGGGAAGAACACCCUCCUCAUCGCGGGGCUGCAGGCCAGGAACAACGCCCGGGUCAUCUUCAGUGGCUCCCUCGACUUCUUCAGCGACGCCUUCUUCAACUCGGCGGUGCAGAAGGCCGCGCCCGGCUCCCAGAGGUAUUCCCAGACAGGCAACUAUGAGCUAGCUGUGGCCCUUUCCCGCUGGGUGUUCAAGGAGGAGGGUGUCCUACGUGUGGGGCCUGUGUCCCAUCAUCGGGUGGGCGAGACAGCCCCACCCAACGCCUACACUGUCACUGACCUAGUGGAGUACAGCAUCGUGAUUGAGCAGCUCUCAGACGGCAGAUGGGUCCCCUUUGAUGGUGACGACAUCCAGCUGGAGUUUGUCCGCAUUGAUCCUUUUGUGAGGACCUUCUUGAAGAGGAAAGCUGGCAAGUACAGCGUCCAGUUCAAGUUGCCUGACGUGUACGGCGUGUUCCAGUUCAAAGUGGAUUACAACCGGCUAGGCUACACGCACUUGUACUCCUCCACUCAGGUGUCGGUGCGGCCCCUGCAGCACACGCAGUACGAGCGCUUCAUCCCCUCGGCCUAUCCCUACUACGCCAGCGCCUUCUCCAUGAUGGUGGGGCUCUUCUUCUUCAGCGUCGUCUUCUUACACAUGAAGGAGAAGGAGAAGUCUGACUGAGGGGCCGGCGCCCCAGACUCCUUUCAACAGACAUGGAGGGUUUUUAUAGGAUUGCUAUUUCUCCCCUUUAUGGUGGGUCUUUUGGGGGGGUUUUGUUUUUUUUUAAAGCCACGGACAGUGGCACAGCUUACCUCAGCGGGAGAUGGAACAUUGAGUACCAAGGGGUGGGGGGGUUAGGGAAUAAUUUCUAAGUUUUUCCACCUUGAAUGCUAAGUGUGUUUUCACAUGUGAAGUCAACUCUCAUUUCUAAAAUAAAGAGAAGCAUCGCCCUCAAA